This is a messenger RNA of Gasterosteus aculeatus aculeatus (three-spined stickleback), 1136 nucleotides long. RefSeq names its product mitochondrial ribosomal protein L54 (gene mrpl54). The record is from RefSeq and is a predicted model, not a curated record. Gene Ontology annotation, cellular component: mitochondrial large ribosomal subunit. Gene Ontology annotation, molecular function: structural constituent of ribosome. NCBI's taxonomy places the organism in Eukaryota, Metazoa, Chordata, Actinopteri, Perciformes, Gasterosteidae.
UCUGAAAAAAAACCGGAAGUUGAAGGAACUGCUAUGAAUGUCAAACAGCAGCACGGUGUUGUACGUCGUCUGGUAACCCGCUCCUAAACAUGUCAGGGUGUAGUUUAUUUAGGGCGGCAACGUUGACGAAGUGCAUCGCAACCAACGCUUCAACAUCGCUCUGCAGGACGAGUGUGUUCAGCAGAAUACAGAUAUGUGGAUACGCCAAGAAAGUUGCGGCCAAAGGGAAAGGGAAAGGCGUGUUGAAAACAGAGGUGAAGGGUCCAGAUGUGUGUAGAGACCCCGUUAGACUCACUUCUUAUGCAGUCGGAGUCAACAUCCUCAAGCAAGGAGAAGACCCCCAGCUGAAGCCCCAUGAUCAAUAUCCAGAGUGGUUGUUCCAGAUGAACUUGGGAAAGCCCCAAAAGCUGCAGGAGCUGGAUUCGGAAACCUGGGAAUACUGGAAGCGUCUGAGGAAGGAGAAGAUUUGGCAUUCCAACAGACUCCAUAAAGGGAAGAAGUUUUAGGCCAUCGCCAGACUGACCUGAGGGCUUCUACCCGUACGCUGGGUCGCUUCACACUCGAUGGACUGAUUUGCCUGUUUUGCUGUACGUUCAGAGUUCAGCUCCCCGAAUGAAUUCUCAUUCAACCAACUCUUUGUCAUUUCCGCUGUGUUAUUUUAAAUUUUGUAAGCAAAUUUAAUGGCCCUCUGGUGACAACACCUGUAAGCAAUGAGAAAGCUUGUUGAAAAAGAUUAACCCGCGGCCAGAGUAGAGCCUCAACAUUAACAUUUUAACAACACAAUAUGAACGUCAUACGUGUUCUUGACUUUAGAAACGUGGUUUGGUGAAACCACCAUUCGGAUUGUACUUCUCCGGUCAGAUUCCUUUUGAGAUGUCCGGCUUUUGAAGAUCUUGUGGUACGAGAUCUUCAGUGGUGCGCUACUUUGUUUAGUCAAUUUCAUAAAGGUAUUUUUAUUUGGUGCAUUGCACUGAAUGACCUUGUACAUGGCAAUAUUUCUUUUUUUUUUUUUUUUUUUUCAAUAUCGCAAAAGAGCAAUGGUCUGCUAAUAUUUCCACAAAUCCUGUUUCCUAUGUUUUUUUCUUCUUCUUGAAAACAUAUAAUAAAUAAAUAGGAAUAAGUAAAUCUCCUGCAAA